This is a messenger RNA of Serinus canaria (Common canary), 2465 nucleotides long. RefSeq lists its product as uncharacterized. Lineage: Eukaryota; Metazoa; Chordata; Aves; Passeriformes; Fringillidae. Gene Ontology annotation, biological process: peptidyl-serine phosphorylation; peptidyl-threonine phosphorylation. Gene Ontology annotation, molecular function: protein serine/threonine kinase activity; ATP binding. The coding region runs from base 87 to 1781 and encodes 564 amino acids. The transcript is spliced from 6 exons. The record is from RefSeq and is a predicted model, not a curated record.
GGUCUGUACUGGUCCAUACUGGUCCAUACUGGUCCGUACUGGUCUGUACUGGUCCGUACUGGUCCGUACUGGUCCCGCAGGCGCUGAUGUCCCGCGCUGGGCGGGCGCUGCCCCGACGGGCACUGGAGCAGGACUGGUCCAUACUGGGAGAGCUGGGCAGCGGCUCCUACGGGCGCGUGCUGCUGGCACGGCCCCGGCGCGGAGGUGCGCAGGUGGCGCUGAAGCUGCUCUCCAAGGCGCGCACGCCCAGGUGCAGCUUCCUGCGGGAGUUCUGCACUCACCUGUGCCUGCGGGGGGCGCUCACCUGCGUCCAGGUGCUGCCGCUCGCCUUCGAGACCCCCACGGAGUUCGGCUUCGCCCAGGAGCUCGCACCUGCCGGGGACCUGUGCGGGCUGCUCACACCUGGGGUGGGUCUCCCGGAGCCGCAGGUGAAGCGCUGCGCCGCCCAGGUGAGCUCGGCUCUCUCUUACCUGCACGGCCACGCCCUGGUGCACGCCGACCUGAAGCUGGACAACGUCCUGGCCUUUGACCCCGAGUGUCACCUGGUCAAGCUCGGCGACUUCGGCCUGACGCGCGCGCUGGGCUGGCAGGUGCGCCCCGCCCACCGCCCCGCCCCCUACGCCGCGCCCGAGCUGCUGCCCCGCCCUCACCUGCGCCCAGGUGAGCCGCGCCUGGAGCCCGCCGUGGACACCUGGGCGCUGGGCGUGCUGCUCUUCGCGCUGCUCACCGGGAGCUUCCCCUGGGCCUCACCUGCGCGCUCCGACCCCGCCUUCCGCCGCUUCCGGGCCUGGCACGGCCGCACCUGCGCAGGUGAGGCGCUGCCGAGGCCGCCGCGCACCUGGCGGGGCCUGGGGGGGGCGGGGCUGGCGCUGCUGCGGGGGCUGCUCCACCCCCAGCCCCAGCGGAGGUGCCCACCUGGGGAGGUGCUCAGGUACCUGGGCGGGGCCUGGCUGCGGCACGGGGGGCAGGGGAGCCCAACAGGUGAGGGGAGACAGGUGAGCCCCAUAGGGGAACAGGUGAGCUCUGCAGGUGGGAGCAGCCAGGUGAGCUCUGCAGGUGAGGGGGGACAGGUGAGCUCUGCAGGUGAGAGUGGGAGCAGCCAGGUGAGCUCUGCAGGUGAGGAGGGACAGGUGAGCUCUGCAGGUGGGAGCAGCCAGGUGAGCUCUGCAGGUGAGGGGGAACAGGUGAGCCCAACAGGUGAGGGGGGACAGGUGAGCUCCAUAGGGGGACAGGUGAGCUCUGCAGGUGAGGGAGGACAGGGGAGCCCAACAGGUGAGAGUGGGAGCAGCCAGGUGAGCCCAACAGGUGAGAGUGGGAGCAGCCAGGUGAGCUCUGCAGGUGAGGGGGAACAGGUGAGCCCAACAGGUGAGGGGGGACAGGCGAGCUCUGCAGGUGAGAGUGGGAGCAGCCAGGUGAGCUCUGCAGGUGAGGAGGGACAGGUGAGCUCUGCAGGUGAGGGGGGACAGGGGAGCUCUGCAGGUGAGAGUGGGAGCAGCCAGGUGAGCCCAACAGGUGAGAGUGGGAGCAGCCAGGUGAGCUCUGCAGGUGAGGGGGAACAGGUGAGCUCUGCUGGUGGGAGUGGCCAGGUGAGCUCUGCAGGUGAGGGGAGACAGGUGAGCCCCACAGGUGACUCCAGGUCCCCCUACAGUGAGGUGGGGACACCUGCACAGGUGAGGGGAACACCUGGGUGUGGGAUAGAGGCACCUGGACAGGUGAGGGGAACAUUUGGAGAUGGGCUGGGAACACCUGGAGUGCGAUGGAAACACCUGGAGAUGGGAUAGAGACACCUGGGAUGGACAGGGAACACCUGGACAGGUGAGGGACACACCUGGGAUGGACAGGGAACACCUGGACAGGUGAGGGACACACCUGGGAUGGACAGGGAACCACACCUGGAGUUACCUGUGCACACCUGGGCUCACCUGCGUUCACCUGAGCUCACCUGAGCUCAUCUGGGCUCACCUGGCGUUACCUGGACUCACCUGGGGCUACCUGUGCUCAUCUGGUGAUCCCUGUGCACACCUGUGCUCACCUGAGCUCAUCUGUGCUCACCUGAGCUGACCUGGGCACACCUGAGGUUACCUGAGCACACCUGGGCACACCUGAGCUCACCUGGGCUCACCUGGACUCACCUGAGGUUACCUGGGCUCAUCUGUGCACACCUGGGCUCACCUGAGCUCACCUGGGCUCACCUGAGCUCACCUGGGGUUACUGGAGGUUAUCUGGACACAUCUUUGCUCACCUGGGCUCACCUGUGCACACCUGAACUCACCUGGGCUCACCUGGACACACCUGACGUUACCUGGGCUGACCUGAACUCACCUGAGCUCACCUGGGCACACCUGAGGUCACCUGAGCUCACCUGUGCACACCUGGGCUCACCUGGACACACCUGAGGUUACCUGAGCUCACCUGGGCUCACCUGUGCACACCUGGGGUCACCUGGGCUCACCUGGCACACCUGA